Messenger RNA from Laetiporus sulphureus 93-53, 764 nucleotides. RefSeq lists its product as uncharacterized. NCBI's taxonomy places the organism in Eukaryota, Fungi, Basidiomycota, Agaricomycetes, Polyporales, Laetiporaceae. The transcript is spliced from 2 exons. Bases 120 to 635 code for a protein of 171 amino acids. The record is from RefSeq and is a predicted model, not a curated record.
UCCCUAGUAAUUCCUCAGCCGGGACGGAUGAAGUUUUCAACGAUAACACACGUCAGCGUGAAGUCGGUUCUACGCGCAGCCGUGGAAUCCGCGCUGCUCUGUGUGACAUUGUGGUAGUCAUGCUGGUGGUCGCCUGCCUCGUCUGGGCCAGCAGCAAAUAUGGCCUUUGCCGUGUUCUGAUAUGCCUGUUUACCGGUGCCGUGUUUGUUAUGGCCGUCGUCGACGACUUCGAGAGACACCUUCAACGCACGCAGCGCCGUCAUUCCUGCAAUAUAGCCCUUGGAAGAUCGCUUGCCCUGUGCACGAAUAGCUGUGUAACCUAUCGGAACGUGUCAUGUACAUCAAGAUAUGUCAACGAAGAACAACGUCCGAAAUCCAUAAUAGGGAUUUUACUCCCCAAAGGCCAUCGUUGCCCGAAUGUGCGUUUAUUGUGGAACCAACGCGUCGUCGGCGAAACGCACUAUGAGGAUGCUGUUGCUUUUGUUUCAGACCUGCGCACCAGUAACGGCUUCUGCAAGAUACCACAGAUGCUAUGGCAGGUACAGGCGGCGUAUAGCGUUUUCUGUGUGCCCGUUAUCUCCUUCCCUUCCUUGUCACAGAGUAGAAGUGUUUUGACGAGUCGAACACCAGUCUAGACUUUGUAACCGAGCUUCAGAGACUCGGUGCGAUCAAAGUUAAAACCUAUUCUCGGCACCUUCGAUUCCCGGCCCUUGAUCGGAAAUCAGAGCAGAAAUCAAGUUAAAAAAACUACACCGCGAGAUCCC